Pelmatolapia mariae (spotted tilapia) is the source of this 2373-nucleotide messenger RNA. RefSeq names its product sphingosine kinase 1-like. The record is from RefSeq and is a predicted model, not a curated record. Gene Ontology annotation, biological process: negative regulation of apoptotic process; cellular response to growth factor stimulus; phosphorylation. Lineage: Eukaryota; Metazoa; Chordata; Actinopteri; Cichliformes; Cichlidae. The coding region runs from base 103 to 1737 and encodes 544 amino acids. Gene Ontology annotation, cellular component: cytoplasm; membrane; intracellular membrane-bounded organelle. The transcript is spliced from 5 exons.
UCGCAUCAUUUACGGCGGUUAGCUAUGUGACUGUGUGGCUGCUUCUUCUGCUUCCCGGACCCCCUCCGCGUCCCGGUCUCUCCAGUCCGGCGUCUGUUCAGGAUGGAUCAGUGCAGAGCUAAACUGGAGUCCACCAGUCUGGUGAAGCUGUACGGGGAAUUUACGGGGACCAGUAACCGAAAAGGCAGGUGUGCCGUCAUCCUGACCGAGAAAGACCUCGUCGUCCAGAGGCUCACGUCGGCACCUGUCGGACGGAACAAGGUGGUGCUCAGUCUGAAGGACUGUGUCGGCUGCCGGGCUUACCGGGGAAAUGACAGUGCGGAUAAGGCAGCGUACUUAGUCGCCUACUUUUACCCACUGAAACGGCGGUGGAUGAGUUCCAGGGUAUCGCGGCAGAGAGUGGAGCAGGGCUUUCGGCUCGCCUCGCUCCAGGACCCGCAAGCUAACCUGGAGGAGGCAGAGAAGUGGGCUCGCGCUGUCCGAGAGCGCUCUGCCCGGCAACAGUUCCCUAGAAACGGGGUGUUGAUGAGCCAAAUGUCCCGCCCGUGCCAGAUGAUGCUGCUGGUGAACCCACAGAGUGGGAAAGGACAAGCACUCACGCUGUACAACAACCACAUCCAACGAAUGCUGAAUGAAGCCGGCAUUAAACACACUCUGGUUAUCACGGAGCGGCAGAAUCACGCUCGGGAGAUGGUGAAAGAGGCCGACCUGUCGCAGUGGGACGCUUUAGUCAUCAUGUCAGGAGACGGACUUCUGUAUGAGGUGAUAAAUGGUCUGCUAGAGAGGCCAGAUUGGGAGGAGGCCAUCCGGACACCGCUGGGUAUCCUUCCUGGUGGAUCAGGCAACGCCUUGGCUGCAUCCAUACAUCAUUACUCUGGAGCCUCUCCUGUGACCAGCGAGGAGCUCCUGGUCAGCUGUGGCUUCCUGCUCUGCAAAGGUCUGGUGUCCCACAUGGAUAUGGUCUCCGUCCAUCUCUCCUCCAGCCCCCGUCUCUUCUCCUUCCUGUCUAUGGCCUGGGGCUUUGUAGCGGACGUCGAUAUAGAGAGCGAGAAGUACCGUCACUUUGGCGCCGUCCGCUUCACCAUUGGCACGCUGGUGCGGCUGGCCUCGCUCCGCGUCUAUAAGGGCAGGCUGGCUUACCUGCCCGCCACCAAGGACCACAACAGCGAGGAGGCUUUGAGGAGUAACACAAUGCUCUGCAUGGAUCGGGUCCCCCCCGUGACACUACCUGCUGCCAGAGACUCCUCCUUCCACAACUCCUGCCACUCCAACAACUCCCUCAAAGUGAGGCGGGUGGAGAGCACGCCUUCUCGAAGCGCCACCAAAGCCCUCCCCGGCCCACACGAUUCCCUGCUGCCACCUCUGGAUCAGCCGCUGCCCGAAGACUGGGUGGUGGUGCCGGAGGAAGACUUUGUCCUCAUGCUGGCCAUGUACCAAUCCCACCUGGCAGAGGAUCUCCUGGCGGCACCGGAGGCCACCCUGGACGACGGCGUCAUUCAUCUUUUUUACGUUAGAGCGGGGAUAUCGCCCACUGCGCUGCUGAGGCUGUUCCUAGCUAUGGAGAAGGGUGCACAUCUGACUACUAACUGCCAACAUCUGGUGUACACUAAGGUGCGGGCGCUCAGGCUGGAGCCGUACUCGCCCAAAGGAAUAAUUACAGUAGACGGAGAGGUGGUGGAGUACGGCCCAGUACAGGCCGAGGUGCACAGAGGCCUGUCGAGGUUAAUCACUGGAUGAGACUGAACAAUCUCGACUGCCCGCUUUCAUCUCUGCUCUGUGACGGCGUUUAACAAUAAAUGUGUUUCACCUGUCGCAUCAGGAGCUGUGCAGCUGCAGGAACUGUGCAGCUGCAGGAGCAAAGCAGCGGAUUCAAGCCUCCUGAUGUUAUUACAUUAAAAUGCCAUGAGCGGAGUGUUCAGUAUUAGACAAAUAAUGAAACAAACUCCAAAUAAUGCCAUGAAUUACACUAAAAAUGACUUUUUUCAAGCUUUGUUUAAUAAUAACAUAUCAAGCUUUCUUUUCACAAUAAGAGAUUUUAGUACAGAUAUUUUGACCUGUAAAUCAACACAAACGGAGUCCGUUCAAAGUUGAUGUAAUUGGCUCAUUUCAAGCUCCAUACUAGAGUAACAUCAGUGGCUCCACAGUGUAGUGGUUUACACGCCCCAGUUCUAAUUCCAGGAAGAGACACAAAUCUCUAAACAUGCGUAAAGCCCUGUUUUAAAUUUGGGAACAGCCAAAACUGACCUUUUUAUUAUUCACAGUUAGCUUCCCUUCCCUUAAAACUGCUCGACGACAUCAGAAAGAUUCAAGAGUAGAGGAAAAAAAUGUCUCAAACUGAGUGUUCAGCUCAGUUUUUCCUCACUUCCUGAAGUC